AUGGCUCUCGCGGGCACUUCCAUUAUUCCCACCAAUUCCAACUCCUUCCUUCAAACCCAAGCUCUUCCAUCUUCGACCUCCAAAUCCCACCAACCCUAUCUUCUCACCAACCCCACCAAAUCCGCAUCUUUCCGACCCAUCUCUGCCGUUCAUUCCGCUGAUCCCUCCAAGAAUCCCGUCGUCUCCGAUAAGUCCCCGAAGGCCCCCGCCGCCGCUGCCUCCUCUGCAGCCACCACUGCCUCUACCACUAAAGUCUCUGGUGCUGUUCCUGGCAAAUGGAGCAUAGAAAGCUGGAAAUCCAAGAAGGCUUUGCAGCUCCCAGAAUAUCCGGAUCCGGAGGAUCUGGAGUCGGUUCUUCGUACCCUGGAAGCGUUCCCUCCCAUUGUGUUCGCCGGAGAAGCCAGGAGCUUGGAGGAACGCCUUGCGGAAGCCGCCAUGGGAAAUGCUUUUCUCUUGCAGGGUGGUGAUUGUGCCGAGAGUUUUAAGGAGUUCAAUGCCAACAACAUUCGUGACACCUUCAGAAUUCUUCUUCAAAUGGGCGCUGUUUUGAUGUUCGGAGGGCAAGUUCCCGUAAUCAAGGUCGGAAGAAUGGCGGGUCAGUUUGCGAAGCCGAGGUCAGAAUCGUUCGAGGAGAAGAAUGGCGUGAAGCUGCCGAGUUACAGAGGUGAUAAUGUGAAUGGAGAUGCGUUCGAUGUCAAAUCGAGGACUCCGGACCCUCAGAGGAUGAUCAGAGCUUAUUGCCAAGCUGCAGCUACCCUCAAUCUCUUGAGGGCUUUCGCCACCGGAGGGUAUGCUUCUAUGCAGAGGGUGACCCAGUGGAAUUUGGAUUUCACAGAGCACAGUGAGCAGGGAGAUAGGUAUCGGGAACUAGCACACCGUGUUGAUGAAGCCCUUGGUUUCAUGGCUGCUGCUGGGCUCACAGUUGACCAUCCUAUUAUGACAACAACUGAGUUCUGGACAUCCCAUGAGUGCUUGCUCUUGCCUUUCGAGCAGUCGCUUACUAGGGAGGAUUCAACUUCUGGUCUUUACUAUGACUGCUCUGCACACAUGCUUUGGGUUGGAGAACGCACCCGACAGCUGGAUGGUGCCCAUGUUGAGUUCUUAAGAGGAGUUGCUAAUCCCCUGGGCAUUAAGGUGAGCGAUAAGAUGGACCCAAAUGAGUUGGUUAAGCUGAUUGAGAUUUUGAAUCCUCAGAACAAAGCGGGUAGGAUAACGGUAAUCACAAGAAUGGGAGCUGAGAACAUGAGAGUGAAGCUUCCACACCUAAUUCGGGCAAUUCGCAGGGCAGGGCAAAUUGUCACAUGGGUCAGUGAUCCUAUGCAUGGAAACACCAUCAAGGCUCCCUGUGGUCUCAAAACUCGCCCCUUCGAUGCCAUCAGGGCCGAAGUAAGAGCAUUCUUUGACGUGCAUGAGCAAGAAGGAAGCCACCCGGGAGGAGUUCAUCUAGAGAUGACAGGCCAAAAUGUGACAGAGUGUAUUGGUGGGUCACGAACUGUGACAUUUGAUGAUUUGAGCUCACGCUACCACACCCAUUGUGACCCUAGGCUCAAUGCUUCUCAGUCUCUUGAGCUCGCUUUCAUUAUUGCAGAGCGCCUUAGGAAGAGAAGGAUUGGAUCCCAGCUGUCUCUGAACACCAUGGGGCUGUAA
This is a messenger RNA of Vitis vinifera (wine grape), 1647 nucleotides long. RefSeq names its product 3-deoxy-D-arabino-heptulosonate 7-phosphate synthase 02. Gene Ontology annotation, biological process: aromatic amino acid biosynthetic process. Gene Ontology annotation, molecular function: 3-deoxy-7-phosphoheptulonate synthase activity. The record is from RefSeq and is marked provisional. NCBI's taxonomy places the organism in Eukaryota, Viridiplantae, Streptophyta, Magnoliopsida, Vitales, Vitaceae.